Molecule: messenger RNA, 789 nt
Organism: Arctia plantaginis
Lineage: Eukaryota; Metazoa; Arthropoda; Insecta; Lepidoptera; Erebidae
Source: the annotation of a GenBank genome assembly
AUGGAGUGGUCGGCGACGUGUUUCCUACUUGCGGUGAUGUCACACGGCGGCAGUGGAGUUACUAAAUCAGGUAUUGAACAAUUUUGGACGGAUGACUACAAAAUAUUUGAACAAGUUUAUGGCAAAACGUCAGACAAAGAAAUAUACGGUGAAACAUUACCUGCAAGCAUAACCUAUUCUCGAAAUCACGACCUAAAUAAAGACGCUUCGCAAAAGAACGAAAGAUAUCUCAUUAACUAUGAUGAACCUGAAUCUGAACAAAUGGACACUUAUAACUUUGGAAAUCUAUACAGUAACGCAUUAAACCAACAGACUUUGAAAUUGCUGAACAGAAAACCUGCGACGUCGUCCAUUAACUUUGUGAGCUACUCAAACUUCAAGCCAAUAAGUUCGGAAAGUGAUCCAGAUACUUAUGAUUACUUAAAACAUUUAGAAGAGUUUAACAGCGAAGACAAAUAUAAUUCUCCAAAAACAGUAGGAGGUUUUAAACCUUAUAUUAACUAUGAAGAAACAGAUCCUGAGGAAACAGAUGCUUAUAAAAAUAUACAAGACAUUCUCGAAGCCCACCAAGCUAAUAAAGAAAGCAAUAAUUACAAGAAAGAGAACGACAAUAAUUCGAAAUAUUUGACAUAUCCGAAGAAUAAGAAGAAGAAACCGCCCAGGGUUCACAAUGAGUAUAAUAAACCAAGGUGUGUAAAUGGCAGCUGCAGGAAGAGGGGUGCAAGUUACAGGUCAAGGAAUAGGCCAUACAGGUGGACUCCGUCUUUGAAAACUGUAGUUGUUAUUUAG